UGUUACAUAAAUACUCGGUCCAUCUUCAAAGUUCAACAGCUUUUUGUAGUUGAUUCACAGUGCAAAAACAUGAAGCUAUUGUUAUGGCGUUGGUAUCCACUCUCUUCUUCAAGAAUCAAGAGUGGACGAAAUUGGGUGUGCAAAACAAGUCCCAUAAAUAUUAUCCGUAAAAGGCCCAAACGAUUUCUGAACAUAAGGCUGUCGAAUGACAGAGUGGGGAGUAGGAAAAUAAAGGAAGGCACAGCAGACGCAGACGCCGACGAACUUCCGAGAAAUCACGCGAGGGGAUCAGUCAUGUCACUGAUGACACAGAAAAAGGCCAAAUCCACAGGAUCACGACUGGGUUGUAGGACAAAGGAAAGGAGCUUUGAGGCUAUAGAACUCGAGGUCGAGGAGCUGAGAGCCAAGGUUUCGAAGAAGAGAGCAGAACUAAAACGCAUGAAGCAGCAGCAAACCCAAGUGAAAGCCCAACAGGAAGAGAUGAAAUCUGAACACGCCGUAAAGUUCGAGGAGAACAGGCGGAACUUUGAGAAGAACUUCUACGAACGACUCUAUGUUGACGCCAUGGCGAUUGCCUUGGUAUAUGGUGGAGCCUGAUUACUGUCUGCAAACCUGAUGUAUAGUGACUGCUUGAGCAGUCUUCCGUCAGAUUUGUUUCGUUUUGUUUAAACUGUUUAUGGGUCUAAACAAGGUUUUGAAAACCGGACCGGUCCUUGAACCGAAAAACCUUCCAAUUCACGGUUUAAAUGAUAAACCGAGAUCAAAACGGGGUUUGACCAACCGGUUCUGUCAAAUUCAUUGGACCAGAUAAGUACCCAAUCAUCGGUUGAACCAAUUUGAUCGGUCGGUCCGGUCCGGUUUUCAAAACCCUAGUCUAAACUCCUUGUCUUUUUAAAAAGAGAGAUUGUGUCUAUUUAAAUAAAAUUAGAGAUUUACUUUGUUUAAUUCGUGGUGGUGGAUUCAUCUGGUAGAAACUGUCUUUAUUGUAUCAAAGUCGCUUUGUACUAUCACGCUCUGCAUCAAAACCCUAACCUACGUGUUUGUGUCUUUUUGGUGUGUAAUUUUUUUCUCUUGAUUAGUGUGAGUGUCUUUUUGUAGCAGGAUUGGAAACUAACUUACAAAUAAAAGGCUAAGGUUGAUGAUGCGAUUUAGUCCGUCGCUUUGAUUACGCCACUAAAUUUUUGUCAUUUUGGUCUCUAUUAUAGUAUUAUCCAAGAAGCUUGUGGUUUUUGUCCUAAA
Messenger RNA from Tripterygium wilfordii, 1239 nucleotides. RefSeq lists its product as uncharacterized. The record is from RefSeq and is a predicted model, not a curated record. The coding region runs from base 70 to 597 and encodes 175 amino acids. The transcript has 4 exons. Lineage: Eukaryota; Viridiplantae; Streptophyta; Magnoliopsida; Celastrales; Celastraceae.